This is a messenger RNA of Panicum virgatum (switchgrass), 1759 nucleotides long. RefSeq lists its product as uncharacterized. Bases 104 to 1759 code for a protein of 551 amino acids. The transcript is spliced from 4 exons. NCBI's taxonomy places the organism in Eukaryota, Viridiplantae, Streptophyta, Magnoliopsida, Poales, Poaceae. The record is from RefSeq and is a predicted model, not a curated record.
GAUUUUUUGGUCGAGUUUUCUUCGGCGGCCGAUGCUGACAGGGUUCUGCACGCUCCUCAUCCCCCGGAUGCUCAGUUGAUUGAGUUCCGGGGUAUCCCUGCUCAUGCUAGGAACAUUUCAACUGCCAGAAUCAUUCUUGACACCUCUUUCUCUGAUCUGGUGGAGGCACCACCUGAUUUGGUCGGGGACGAUAAGAAGACAUUCUUUGUCUGCGCCUGGUGCAUCCACCCUGACCUUGUGGCACAGGAGAAAGUUAUCUUCAUCCAGGAACCACCAGAGCAGUAUGUGGAAUCAGGGCUGUAAUUACGCCCCCAUGAGAUCAUUCACUCGAAGCAUGAUGGCCUAUGGUACCGAGUUGAUAUCCGCAUUGUGGAAGUACAGGACUGGAAUUGGCCUAGUGAUUCUUCUGAUGAUGGAACACCCCUCGAUAAUUUCGAUAGUGACGAAGAUGAAUACCCUGGUUUUGAGCAGAGAUGUCGAUCAAAACCAUGGCCGAAAAGAACAAGGUUUGAUGAUGGCGCUGGAUCUAGCAGCGAUCCGUAGCUGGGGCCAGGUUGGGGGCCGCCUUUCAAGUUCAAGGAUCAAACGCUCCAGUCGCGUCCGGGGGCGGAUUGCGGAGCGAGGUGGUCGUCCGUCAGGUGUGCUGUUCCUGGACGGACGCUUCCAGGUCUAUUCUGGCGAUGCUCCCUGUGUAGGUCUAAUGGAAUGUCCAUUGCUUCAGCCACUGGAGUUGCUGCUUCGUUUUGGUCGGUGCUUGCCGGUGCGCCGCCCUGUUCCUGCGGGACGCCGGGAUCGUUGUGUUUCGGGGAACCCUGAUCCCUCUGUGUCUGACCUUGCUGCUCUGCAUCUUAACUUUUCCCCUUUGUGCCCCAAUCUGAAAUCUUUUGAUCCCAUGGAAUUUGAAUCAAGGGGAUGCAGAGGUAUUCCUGCUAACUGCAUUAACCUGGUGGAUCAGGUUGGGUACACAAUUCGCGCCCACCCUAUGUUGGGCGAGGAUACCUGGGAUCCUUUGUGUCUGGAGGCGGCUUUGGAGCCUCCUGUGCCAUUGCUGGCCUGCUCCUUAGAUACCCAGGUUGUUGACUCGUUGGCACACUUGGAGAACACGGUCGCUCUUGAAUCUGUACGAUUCAGUUUAUCCCCCAAUUCUGGAGUCGCACAAGAUGUUGAGGGAGGCUCCCCCGCCGGUGCUGGUCGCAUCGUCGCCAAGACGGCGCACUCGGCAUCAGCCGCAGGACUUCACAAUUCGGCGCAGCGAGCGAUUGGCAAAGAAAUCGCACCGCCGUGCUACAAACCCGGCGGUGUAGGCACAGAACGUGAUGAUGAAGAAACUGGGUAUCACUUCGACACCCAACCUCCGGAUGCUUCCUCAUUUCAACAGUUUACGGAAACAUUUUCUUCCAACCUCACCCCGUCGCAAUGUGAAGCUCUAGAUGCCCUGCUGCAGACUUGGAUGGGUGCCUUGGCAAACUGGAGGGUCGACACCUAUUCCGGUGUCUUGAGGUCUUUACUGGUCGUUCUCUUUUGGUCGCAAAAUCAGUUUCCCAUGUUACGUGAAAAUUGUCUAGUUUGGAAUGUUAGGGGCCUUAAUUCCAAGGCACAUCGCAAUGUCGUUCGUGAGUUGGUCGCUCAGGAGAACAUCUCCUUGUUAUCCCUGCAAGAGACUAAACUUGAGGUGUGCCCGCAUGGCUUAAUUCUGGAAAUGUGUGGGACGGGGUUCAAUUAUUUUUUCUUGCCUGCAACUAACACAUGCGGAGAAUGA